AUGGGCUUGGAGAAGUUUGCUCUCGUGAUGUUUCUUGGGUAUAUCUCUCUUCCUGUGCUGUGCGAAGUAAAUCGAUACGUUUACAGUGUGAGUAGUUUUCCUUGAAUUACACCUCCUUAUCUUCCCUACAAUCCAUUUGUUAUCUUCACCCAGCUCGUUUUUGGCUUUAUACGCCUUCACUUUCUAUCUCUCCGUCUUCUUUCUUCUUCUUCUUCUUCUCAUCCUCCUCUUCUUAUCUUAGAGUUUAUUCGCUACGAUUUCCCAUCAAGUUCUGGCUCGCCCAAGCAUCUACAAUAUUCUCUCUCUUCUUCUUUUCGUCCUCCUCUCAGUUUGAUAAUCUUUGCGAGUAAAAAUUGUAUUUCCUGGCGUCCUCCAUAUCUUUCUUAGUGUGGAAUUUCAUUGGGAGGGAGGGUUGAAUUCAGUAAUCUCGAGAAUCAGUAGGAUUGAAGGUCGUAUGCCGGCUCGUCGCAGAUUGAAAAAGCUAACUACACCAGACUCUGUCGAACCAAGAGCAUCUUGACCGUCAAUGGCCAGUUCCCUGGGCCGACUCUUUACGCGCAUCACGGCGACACGGUGGUCGUCAGAGUCCUCAACCGUGCUGACCAGAACAUCACUCUCCACUGGUACGCGUGAUCUCUCCUCAAAUUUAUAAGGCCUCAUAUCCAUCGGUUCUCAAAACCCCAAGGAAAAAAAUCACAAAUCGAGCAGUUCAGAUGGCUAAUCACUCGCUAAUCCUCGAAAAGAUCUGAGAAGUGAAUGCCCAAAAGAUUUCCAAAGCACCGAGUCAAUGGGCGUGCCUUAUAAAAUAUCUGUAAGAAGAUUGGACGGUACUUGGAUAGUUUUCUGGGGUGGAAUCUCUGAGAUCCUUGCACUGCAGGCAUGGAGUGAAGCAGCCGAGGAACCCAUGGUCGGACGGGCCCGCUUACAUCACCCAGUGCCCUAUCAAGCCAGGAGCGGAAUUCACGUACAAGCUCGUCUUCUCCAACGAAGAGGGGACCGUCUGGUGGCACGCCCACAGCGACUGGGCACGCGCGACCGUUCACGGGGCCAUCGUCAUCUACCCGAAGCCCGGCUCCUCCUUCCCCUUCUUCAGACCAGACGAGCACCUCCCCGUCAUACUAGGUUGGUCGUCUCUUCGUACCCGCCGACAUCGCCUGCACUAACUCUGAGUCUCAUUAGGUUUUUUGCCCUGAGCGGAGAGUUCAUGGUUUCAUCAUCAUUCUUCAACAAGUUAUCGUCAACUGAAAGCAUUCUUCUGUGAAGGGGAACAAUAGGUUACAUUAUGGUGAACUUUCUCAGUGACAAGAGGGCAAACGUUUUUGGUAGAGACGUGAGGAGAAGUGCUGAGAGAAGGGUAUUGGCGAUCUUUUCCUUCACCAUCGAACCAAGCAUACAGCCGGACCUGCCGGAGAAUGGAGGCGAUACGACUUAAUACCUAAGUUUAUUAUGAUAUCUUACCCAUAUUUGCUUGCUUAUAAAGGGGAAUGGUGGAAGCGGGACGUCAACGACGUGCUGACAGAAAUGCUUCAAACGGGAGGCGCACCCAAUGUCUCCGACGCCUUCACCAUCAAUGGGCAGCCGGGGGAUCUCUACCCGUGCUCCAAGGGAGGCAAGAUCAUGAGCUUGAUCGUCUUUUUCUUUUUAGUAAUCUUUCAUUAAAGUAUCUUCGCUCUCAUUUGCUGUAUGGUCCUCGCAGGUACGCAGGUUAUUGCGGUGGAGAACGGCAAGAGAUAUCUCCUCCACGUGGUCAACGCUGCUCUCAACGAGGAGCUCUUCUUCUCCAUCGCCGGGCAUCCAGUCACCGUCGUCGGAGUGGACGGCACGUACACGAAACCCUUCCCCACCGACUACAUCAUGAUAACCCCGGGGCAGACCAUGGACCUGCUAUUGGAGGCGAACCAGUGUUCCUCCACGGCCUACUACAUGGCCGCAAGAGCCUACUCCAGCAGCGCCGCCGUCCCCUUCGACAACACUACCGCCACCGCCGUCUUGGAAUACGCCGGCAGCGACAGCGGCUCCUCUCGCGCUAGCCCUCUGUUCCCAGGCACCUUGCCGGCGUACAACAACACUGGGGCGGUGGCCAACUUCACCGCCGGCCUCCGGAGCCUCGCAAACGCCGACCACCCGUCCGACUUCCCGCUGACUAUCGACAGCCACGUCGUCAUCACAGUUUCCAUCAACGAGCUCCCCUGUCCCAGAGACACCUGCGAAGGACCCAACGGCACCCGGAUUGCCGCCAGUCUAAAUAACAUCUCCUUCGUUACCCCUCAGGUGGACAUACUGACGGCAUACUAUAGGAGGAUCGGCGGCGUCUUCGCCACCGGCUUCCCGAGCAGGCCGCCGCUGCUCUUCAACUUCACAGCGGAUGACUUGCCGUCUGAGCUGCUACUGCCGAGGAAGGGAACCGAGGUGAGACUGAUCGAGUACAACACAAGCGUGGAGGUGGUCUUCCAGGGGACGAACUUGGUGGCGGGGCUGAACCACCCAAUGCAUCUCCACGGGUACAGCUUCUACGUCGUGGGGUGGGGGUUCGGGAACUACGACAGGGAGAAGGACACCCCGCUCUACAACCUCGUAGAUCCCCCCAUGAUGAACACUUUCGGAGUUCCGAGGAACGGCUGGGCCGCCGUCAGAUUCAGGGCUCUCAAUCCCGGUAAACUCCCCGUCUCUUCCUCCUCCUCCCUUCCCCCGUCCACUAGAGGAAAACAUUCUACAGGAGAUGCCUCUGAGAUCACUAUGCUGACUCCACCUUACGUUCACCAGGUGUCUGGUUCAUGCACUGCCACCUGGAGCGGCACAUGACGUGGGGUAUGGACGCAGUCUUCAUCGUGAAGAAUGGAGAGAGUCCAGAAGCCCAGAUGCUCCCUCCACCUCCCGACAUGCCUCCGUGUUAG
Molecule: messenger RNA, 2894 nt
Organism: Spirodela intermedia
Lineage: Eukaryota; Viridiplantae; Streptophyta; Magnoliopsida; Alismatales; Araceae
Source: the annotation of a GenBank genome assembly